This is a messenger RNA of Homarus americanus (American lobster), 3317 nucleotides long. RefSeq lists its product as uncharacterized. Gene Ontology annotation, biological process: innate immune response; regulation of Toll signaling pathway; central nervous system formation. The coding region runs from base 25 to 2814 and encodes 929 amino acids. The transcript has 7 exons. Gene Ontology annotation, molecular function: Toll binding; growth factor activity. The record is from RefSeq and is a predicted model, not a curated record. Lineage: Eukaryota; Metazoa; Arthropoda; Malacostraca; Decapoda; Nephropidae. Gene Ontology annotation, cellular component: extracellular region.
UGGAGUGCCGGAGAUACACGCAUCAUGACUAUCAGAUUUGUGGUGCAGCUGGUAUUAGUGGGGGCCGUCCUCGCUGACCAGAGCUCUCAUGUAACCGUCCACAAUGUCGGUGCUUCGGUCUCCUAUGGUUCUCAUCACACACCCUCCUACCACCCACAACCUUCCUAUCCCCACCCGCAGCCUGCCUACCACCACCCUCAGCCUGCCUACCACCACCCCCAGCCUGCAUACCACCACCCUCAGCCUUCCUACGACCCCAAGCCAACCUACAAGCACGAACACGAGCCCGCCGUCCCCGCUUGCGCCACCAACACCACUAAGCCUUGGUGCCUUGAGGACGCCGAGUAUCCCACCUACGAGAUCAAGCACGCCGCUGAGCAACACUACGAGAAGGUCCUCUCCCUCUACGCUGACGUCGCUGACCUCAACACUGAGCUCUCCGUUGAGCGUCCGAAUGUUUUAGAAGAGGAGACUUACCUCUGCCCCUCAGAGACCGCCUACGUCAGGCCUCUUCGUGCCCAGAACACCAUCGGCAAAUGGCGAGUCAUCGUCAACAAUGUCGAUGUGCACUACCAGACUCUCUCCCAAACUACCCGCAUCGAGGAGUGCCUGACUUCAGGGGAAGCUUGUCCCAAGGUGCCAGUGUGCUACGAGACCAAGUGCCUGCAGAAGUUCAUCUAUCACCGCUUCCUCGUCUACGACCCCUAUGAUCAGUACUUCCCCUUCGCCAUCGAAUCAUUUAAGCUGCCCGCCAGCUGUGCCUGUCUGCUGGGCGCCUACACCAUCGACCACUGUCGAGGAGCACAAGCUGCUACUACAAGAUCCUAUGGUCCCUGGCAUGACUUCGUGAACAUGAAGAUACUUUGUGACAGCUCUUAUAAUGCUGAAUGUAUGUCUCUCUCCGUAGUGCCUAGAAGGGCCCCUGUGGGCACCACAGCUCCUGGCAGACCCCCUCGGAGGGCCCCCCUAGGGGCAUCGCGGCUCCCGGGAAGUCCCCUAGGGGCCGUGCCACCACUUAGGAGGUUUCUGGGUGCGCUGCCGCCCCUGGGAGGGCCCAUGGGGGCACCGCCGCUCUUGGGAGGGCUCCGGGGGCGCCACAGCCUUUGGAUGGGCCAUCAUGGCCACCAAACUCAUCAUGGCCACCAAGCUCAUCGUGGCCACCAAGUUCAUCAUGGCCACCAAGCUCAUCAUGGCUACCAAGCUCAUCAUGGCCACCAAGCUCACCGUGGUCACCAAGCUCAUCAUGGCCACCAAGCUCACCAUAGUACCCACGCUCACACAACCUCCGGUCACCACGAGCCCGCCGUCCCCGCUUGCGCCGCCAACACCACAAAGCCUUGGUGCCUGGAGGACUCCGAGUACCCCAUAAAGGACAUCCAACACGCCGCUGAGCACCACUAUCACUAUCUCCUCACCGUCUACGCUGACCUCGUCGAUCUCAACACCGAAGUCUCCGUCGAGCGUCCCAACACCUUGCCGGAGGAGACUUACCUCUGUCCCUCAAAGACCUCCUACGUCAAGCCUCUUCGUGCCCAGAACACCGACGGUAAGUGGCGCGUCAUCGUCAACAACAUCGAAGUUCAUUACGAAACAUUCACUCAGACCACCCGCAUCGAAGAGUGCCUGACAUCUGGCAGUGUUUGUCCCAAAGUGCCUGAGUGUUAUGAGUCCAAGUGCCUGCAGAAGUCCAUCUACCACCGCUUCCUCGUCUACGACUCUUAUGAUCAGUACUUCCCCUUCGCUAUCGAGACCUUCAAGCUGCCCGCCAGCUACAGCAGGAGUGCCACCUGGGUACAGUCUCCCACCUACACCAGUGUUCGACCUACACGAACGAUGGCUCUGAAAUUUGUGGUGUGUGCGGCCGUGAUGGCUGUGGUUCUGGCCGACCAGAGUUCCCACAUGAGCUUUAGUCUCGGCGGCGCCCCGUCUGUGAGUCACGGGUCCCCCUCUCCACCUGUGACCCCUUACCGCCCACUGUCACCUUCCUACCCCCCUCGCCACUCCUACCGUCCACAGCCACCAUACAAACCAGAGCCCUCGUACCACCCAGAGCCCAUGUACCACCCGGAGCCUUCCUAUCGUCCUAAACCUGCCUACCGUCCAAAACCCACUUAUCGCCCAGAACCCGCUUACCGUCCAGAACCUACCUACCGUCCUAAACCUACCUACCGUCCUGAACCAGCCUACCGUCCUGAACCAGCCUACCGUCCUGAACCUGCCUACCGUCCUGAGCCUGCGUACCGUCCUGUACCUCGGUAUUCUCCUAAGCCAACCUACCACCCUCAGCCUGCCCCCACACACGAGCCCGCCGUCCCCGCCUGUGCCUCUGACACCUCCAAGCCCUGGUGCCUCGAGGACAACGAAUAUCCCACCUACGAGAUCAAGCAUGCCGCUGAACAACACUUUGACAAACUCCUCACUCUCUACGCUGACGUGGCUGACCUCAGCACAGAAAAUUCUGUCUACCGUCCCAAGACCCUAGAGGAGGAGACUUACCUGUGUCCAUCAGAAACCGCUUACGUUAUGCCUCUCCGUGCCCAGAACACCGACGGUAUGUGGCGCGUCAUCGUCAACAACAUAGAAGUCCACUACCAAACCCUUACUCAGACAACACGUAUCGAAGAAUGCCUGAAUGCUGACUAUGCCUGUCCUCUGCUUCCUGAGUGUUACGAGUCCAAGUGCCUGCAGAAGUCCAUCUACCACCGCUUCCUCGUCUACGACCCCUAUGAUCAGUACUUCCCCUUCGCCAUCGAGACCUUCAAGCUGCCCGCCAGCUGUGCCUGUCUACUGGGUGCCUACACCAUCGACCACUAAGGCCAACACACCACAGAUAUUUGAUAACAAUAAAGUAUUAGAUAAUUAGAUCGUAACCAAAACUUUUGUGAAUCCUAUUUUUCUACCAUGUGUAGUCUAGGGGCACGAGCGGGUGGUUUCCUGUGAGAGCAACACUGCUGCUGCAGGAGCCACCGUCCCUGGCAUGAUGUACAGUGUCACGAACAAAAGUCCUCUCACCUCUUUCGCUGCUCCUCGAAUCCCGAGAUUCAGAAGGAGUAGAUAUUGAUGCAUUAUUCUGUCUACGGAUGCUUCGGAAUCAAGAUUUUGAAUCUCGGGGUUCGUGGAACAGCAGAAGAGGUGAAAGGACUUGUUCGUGACCGUACUCAGUGUUAUAAUACGUGAAGAAAGCAGUUCUCUAGUCAUCUCAAUGUGAUGUUGCCUGGAAAAAUAUUACCUUUAUUUUAUGUAUAUUUAUAUCGUACAGCAACUUCUUUUCCCGCACGCUCGUGGAAAUAAUAAACAAAUAAACGAUGCUAUUUUGA